GGAGGCCUGGCCCGUCGGCCACGCCCCCAGCACGAGCUCAGACAGAUGCGGAGUCGGUCUGGGGUCAGUUGUCCCAGACGAGAGGACGAGAUCCAGCUGUGACUGGGAGGGAGGGAGAGUGGCGUGGACAGUGGGCGGAACGGACAGAGUGAGAGGGAGACGGUGACGGAGGGAGAGAGAAGGAGGGAGAGAAAGCUAGGGUAGCGGGAAAGUGACCAGUGGUUGGAGGCGGAUACUAGAGAAGAGAAGAAUAUCCAAGACAGUGCAAACAUGAAGAUCGACAUCCAUAACCACAUUCUACCGAGGACUUGGCCGAACCUGGCGGAGAGGUACGGCUACGGCGGCUUCGUCCAGCUGGAGCACAGCGAAGAGACGUCCGACUCAGCCCGUAUGAUGAAGGACGGGCGGCUGUUCCGGGUGGUUCAGGCCAACUGCUGGGACGCAGAGCGACGGCUGGCAGACAUGGACCAAACCGGUGUCACCGUGCAGGCGCUCAGCACGGUGCCCGUCAUGUUCAGCUACUGGGCAAAGCCGGCAGACACUGCCGACCUCUCCCGGCUGCUCAACGAUGACCUGGCUGCGACGGUGGCGCGUCACCCGAAACGGUUUGUCGGACUCGGCACCGCGCCGAUGCAGGCGCCGCUGCUGGCAGUCGAGGAAAUCAAACGGCUCACCACCGAGCUGCGUAUGCCGGGCAUCCAGAUCGGCUCCCAUAUCGGCGACUGGAACCUGGACGCCCGAGAGCUGGACCCCGUCUGGAAGACGUGCGAGGACUACGAUUGCGCCGUGUUCGUCCAUCCCUGGGACAUGGUGAUGGGCGGACGGUACAGCAAGUUCUGGCUGCCCUGGUUGGUGGGAAUGCCGGCGGAGACCGCCACCGCUAUCGUGUCGGUUCUGAUGGGCGGAGUGCUGCAGCGCUUCCCCAAACUGAGGCUCUGCUUCGCGCAUGGCGGAGGAUCGUUCCCGUAUACGGCUGGCAGAAUCGACCACGGUUUUCGGUGCCGCCCGGACCUGUGUGCCCAGGAGACGUCAGUGCCACCUAGUGAGCAGCUGGGGAAGUUUUGGUGCGACUCGCUGGUGCACGAUGCCGCUGCGCUCGACCUGUUGACAGAGGUGGUCGGGAAGAAGCGGGUGAUUUUCGGCUCGGACUACCCGUUCCCGCUGGGGGACCUGCACGGAGGCAAGAUCGUGGAAAACCUCGGCGAUCCGCAGCUCAGGGACGACAUUUUCGCACAAAAUGCGCUGGAUUUCCUCGGUCUGGAGAGAUCCGCCUUUGAGUAAACAUGUCUCGUCCCGUGUGAAGUUGUAUUGCGUCAAAAACUGCAUCCAUAGUGCAUCCAUACUACGUCACGGAAACAGCAAGGAUCGUGACAAAGGAAAGCUACAAUAUCCACAAUAUACAAUAUACAUAUAUUUCAUAUUCCCACAACGAAUGUCUGCUUGCAAGCAGGGGAAAAGAGUGGAGGCGAUUCACACGACUCUCCGCUCGAUCUUCGAUUCAUAUUUCGUAUGAAGCGUCUCUUUAGGCUGCCGUAAAAAAC
Molecule: messenger RNA, 1541 nt
Organism: Amphibalanus amphitrite
Lineage: Eukaryota; Metazoa; Arthropoda; Thecostraca; Balanomorpha; Balanidae
Product: 2-amino-3-carboxymuconate-6-semialdehyde decarboxylase-like
Exons: 8
Coding region: 271-1281 (336 amino acids)
Biological process (GO): secondary metabolic process
Cellular component (GO): cytosol; cytoplasm
Molecular function (GO): carboxy-lyase activity; hydrolase activity
Source: RefSeq, a predicted model, not a curated record